Molecule: messenger RNA, 2645 nt
Organism: Pseudoliparis swirei
Lineage: Eukaryota; Metazoa; Chordata; Actinopteri; Perciformes; Liparidae
Product: CTTNBP2 N-terminal-like protein
Exons: 7
Coding region: 37-1815 (592 amino acids)
Source: RefSeq, a predicted model, not a curated record
UCAAGCGAAACAAAUCUCCUGACAGGAGAAAAGUUCAUGCUGGAGUUUCUAAAGACCUCAGAAGGCCUUAUGAAGUCCAAGCUGAACAUGGAGAGUUUGACCAAGCCGGAGUUGCUGAUGCUUUUCAGCAUUCUGGAAGGAGAGCUGGAGGCCCGGGACCUGGUCAUCGAUGCCCUCAAGGCCCAGCGUAAAGAGCUGUUCAUCCAGGAGCGCUACAGCAGGUACAACCUCAGCGACCCCUUCCAGGCCUUGCAGAGGGACAGCGAGGCCGUCGGGGACCAGAACAAGGACCCGGGCUGUUCCUCCUCCACCUCCAACCCGCUGGUGGUCCUCAAACUGGUGGUGAGCCACUGCAGGAGGAUGCAGGAGAAGAUGUUGGCCCAGCUGGCUGCAGCGGAAAGCAGGCACAGACGGGUCAUUGCAGACCUGGAGGAGGAGAAGAGGAGGCACGCUGAGGACACAGCGGAGGGAGAUGAUGUCACUUACAUCCUGGAGAAGGAGAGGGAGCGCUUACAACAACAGCUGGAGUUUGAGCGCAGCCAAGUCCGGCGGCUGGAAAAAGAACAGCGGCGGAUUACUGACCAGCUCGAAGAAGAGCGGAGUCAGCACAAACAGCUCUCCUGCGCUUUGGCCAAAGAGUGCAAGUGGGCGAGCACCAGGGCUCUGGAGGAGGGUCACCGGCUGACGGAGCUGAGCCGGAAACUCGACACGGAGAAGGAUGCUCGUCAGGCCCUGAGGGACGAGCUGGAGGACGAGAGGAGGAGAGCCCUGAGAAUGGAGGCGAGGGUGGAGGAGCAGCUGGCGGAGUUCGACACGGAGCGAGAGCAGCUCCGCUCCCGGUUGAGGAAGGAGGACGCUCACUGCUGCAUGCUGCAACGACAGUUGGAAGAGCUGAAGAGGACGCUGGAGGAGGUGACCUCGAUGAGAGAAGUUAGAGGGGCGGAGGCGGAAGGACACGAGUGGGCCACCAAGGUCCCUCUCGGAAAGACAGCGGGAGACGCUUUGACGGCGGACGCCGUCGAGGAAGACGGAAACGAGCGACCCGCUCAGCCGCAAGAUCACCGCCGGCUGAUGGAGAGCGGCGGGCGCCGCGGCCCGAGCGACGCCCUCUCCGAGGACGUCUGCGUCCACAACGGGAAUGAAAAUCCUCAAAUUCCUCAGACCCCGGCGCCGUUGUCCUCCUGCUCCUCGCCCGUCCUCGCCAAACCCCCGCCGGGCGGCCCCGGCCCCGGUGGCUACCAGUCUCCCUACCAGGCCGGCAUCAACCAGCGUUUCCACGCCGCCCGUCACAAGUUCCAGGGCACCGUCGACCCAGAGCUUCCGGCCCCGCCCCCCCAGCCCGCGGACGUCUCCCCGGUGACCAGCAGCUGCUCCCUUGAAACCAGCCCGGUCAAGCAGAUGGCCCGCAGCACGGUCACUCAGGCCCUGUCCCGCUUCACCACGGCGCAGCAGAGCGCCGCCGCCGCCGCCGCCGCCGCCGCCACGCCCAAGCUCGCCGCGCCCAACAAUUCGCCCUUCGGCACGGACUACCGCAGCAUGGCGGCGCCCUUGUCUCCGGUCAUCGGGCGGGCGGCCGGACGUGACCUUAUCCCACUUCCUCAGGGGGUCAGGUCACCCACCAUCUCCAGGGCAGACAGGGGCAACCCCCCCCCCAUCCCCCCAAAGAAGCCCGGGCUGGCACAGGCCCCUCCCUCCCCGGCCACGCCGCCCAGGUCGGCCGGCCACUACCCCGACGGGCCGCUCUCCGGCAGCUGCGGCCUCACCUCCAGCCAAGAGGCGGUCAAAGAACUGGACAUGGUGGUUUCUUCCAACUGAGCCGAUCACGCGAUUCACGGAGAAGUCCGUCGGCCGCUGCUCUGCGUGUGACACGAGGGUUUUAUCCACAGCUCGUAUUUACGGUUGUUGAGAUAUUGUUUUGUGAUAGGAUUCAUAUCCGAUGCUUUCUGAACAGAGGUCCCUUCAAACACUGUUACAUUUGUAUUUAUUCUUUGUUUCCCUUAUAAACGCGUUGAGGCACUUCGUUCUGUCGUGCUCAAAGGGCUGGACUUCCACACGGUCGUUUGUGCUACAUGUGCCAAUCCUGUAUGUUUGGCUCACCGCAACUAUUAGAAUACGUCUUUUUUUAUGGCGUCAUACUUCCAAAGAAUGAAAAUCUGUUCUUCACAAAACGGUAUUGUUUUAUAUGGAUGUUGCUCGUUUGUUAAAACAAAUCUUUAAAUCUUCAGACCAAAUGUAAAGUGUGUUACGAUGUAUAGCUCAUGUACUUAGUUGUUUUUUUUAAUACAAAUGUAUAGAGUAUUUUAUUAAUGUUCCCUAGUUAUUAAUGUACAAUAGUUUAACAGAUAAUCUAAUACAUUUUGUACUGAGCUUUGAUCAUGUAUUUGUUUAAUUUGCAGUUAUUUUACAGGCUCAGAUUAUAUGCAGGCACCAUCAUAUUGUGUAUAAGAGUGGUGAUUCUGAUGAAUGCCUUUGUCAUUCAAAAGGAAUCAUAAUGAAACAUGCAAUUAUGUUAGUCCACCAUGAGUGAUUCAUACUGUAUCAUAACACAUAAUACUGUCCUGUUUUUUAUUUCUACUUUUGCAGUCCUGUAAUUUCUGGCAAGUAAAAAAUAUAAUAAAUUAAUCUCAAAGAUUGUUCCAUAUGUA